This is a messenger RNA of Cynara cardunculus var. scolymus (artichoke), 3162 nucleotides long. Its product is annotated as serine/threonine-protein phosphatase 6 regulatory subunit 3-like. The transcript has 18 exons. The record is from RefSeq and is a predicted model, not a curated record. Gene Ontology annotation, molecular function: protein phosphatase binding; protein phosphatase regulator activity. Lineage: Eukaryota; Viridiplantae; Streptophyta; Magnoliopsida; Asterales; Asteraceae. The coding region runs from base 725 to 2881 and encodes 718 amino acids.
UUUUUUUUUAUAAUUUUUGUUUUAUUUUUUCCCCUCUUUCUCUCUAAUAUCUAAAACAUAGGGUUUUUCUUGGAUUUGUUCCAAGAAAGUUUAACGCGCAACCGUCAAUCUCCAGCUACGUUCUAUCUUCUAGGGUUUGUAGAUCCAAGCGAGUUAUAAUUCAUCAUGUUUUGGAAACUUACAGCUCUAUCUGCUUCUUCACCUGUUGAGUCGGUCCUGGACAAGGAAAAUUUCACAUUGGAAGAGCUCUUGGAUGAAGAAGAUAUUAUUCAAGAAUGCAAAGCAUUGAACAAUCGCCUCAUUAAUUUGUAAUAACACUUUACUAGAAAUUUAAAGUCAUCGAUUUGCCACUACAAUAUACUUAAGUGCUAUGUCCAGCAGUCAGGAGACCAUAAUCUUUCCAUGAUAUUAUAUUAUAAGUAGAAUGACAGGAGUCUGUCUCUUGGAUACUUAAAAGAGUACUGUUUUUUCAGCUUGCGUGACAGAGCCCAGGUUGAACAACUAUUGCGCUAUAUCAUAGAAGAAUCUGAGGAGGAUGCUGAUAGCAAACGUACAUUCAAGUAGGUCACUAAUCAUUAUUUGAUGCAGCUGGAAACUUCGAAUAUCUAACCAUUCUCUUUUUACUUUUGCAUCUUUAUUUUCUUGGUUUCCUUUCAUUGCUUGUGAGAUAUUUACAUGUGAAAUUGAUGUAAUCUUCAAGACUUUAGUUGAGGAAGAGGAGCUAAUGAAUAUACUUUUCUCCUUCUUGGAGCCAACCCGUCCACAUAGUGCCUUGCUGGCUGGCUACUUCAGUAAGGUUGUGAUAUGUCUCAUGUUGCGGAAGACGGUUCCACUUAUGAAUUAUGUUCAAGCUCAUCAGCAUGUUUUCCAGCAGCUGGUUGAUUUAAUAGGAAUCACAUCAAUGAAGGAGGUCUUAGUGAGACUUGUUGGAGCUGAUGAUCAUAUGUACCCCAAUUAUGUGGAAGUUAUGCAAUGGUUGGCGGAUAGCAAUUUGUUAGAGAUGAUCGUUGAUAAACUGAGUCCAUCUAGUUCUCCUGAAGUACAUGCUAAUGCAGCCGAAGCUUUGUGUGCUAUAACUCGAAGUACACCAUCUCCACUUGCCUCUAAGCUUUCUACUUCAAGUUAUGUUACAAGGAUAUUUGGUCAUGCUUUGGAAGAUUCACAUUCGAAAUCAGGACUUGUCCACUCAUUAUCUGUGUGUAUAUCCUUGUUAGAUCCAAAAAGAUCAGUUCCUUCUUCGUUCUUUAAUUCUUUUCGAGGUCAACAUGUAUACGAAUCAUCUGUGCAAGUUAACCAGGAGACUGUAGGUGCAAUGCUGCCAAAACUUGGUGACUUGUUGAUGUUAUUGAGUGUGUCACUGGAUGAGAAAAUUUUACCAACUUCAUACGGCCAAUUAAAGCCUCCUCUAGGGAAGCACCGUUUAAAGAUUGUGGAAUUCAUUGCAGUUUUACUGAAGACCAGAAAUGAAACUGCAGAAAAGGAAUUAAUCACCUCUGGAACUAUUCAAAGAGUUCUUGAUCUUUUCUUCGAGUACCCAUUUAAUAAUGCUUUGCAUCAUCAUGUUGAGAGUAUAAUAUAUUCCUGCCUAGAAAGUCGAAAUGACGCCAUUAUCGAUCAUCUAUUUCAAGACUGUGGUAUGGUAACGAAGGUUCUACAAACAGAUAGUUGUCCCACCCUUUCUGGUAAAGUUAAUCAGCCAACCUUGCCGGCAUCUGGGAGAAAUGCACCUCGAGUUGGGAACCUCGGACAUGUCACACGCAUUGCCAAUAAGAUCAUGCAGCUGGGAAAUAGUGAUAGCCGCAUCCAGACACACAUCAAGGAAAGUCGUGAAUGGAAUGAGUGGCAGGCUACAGUUCUACAGGAGCGUAAUAUGGUUGAAAAUGUGUAUCGAUGGGCCUGCGGUCGUCCAUCUGCACUACAAGAAAGAGGUAGGGACAGUGACGAGGAUGACAUUCAUGACAGAGACUAUGAUGUUGCUGCUUUAGCAAAUAAUCUAAGUCAAGCAUUUAGAUACAACAUAUAUGACAAUGAAGAAGGUGAAGAGGGUCAUGGAACUCUUAAUCGAGAUGAUGAGGACGGUUAUUUCGAUGAUGAAUCCGCUGAAGUCGUCAUUUCAUCCCUGAGGCUGGGUGAUGACCAAGGCAGUUUGUUUACAAAUUCCAAUUGGUUUGCUUUCCAAGACGAGAGGAUGGGGGAAGCACCCACUUCAGCUUCUGAAAUGAUGGACGAGAUUAACUUGAAUGGGACAUUAAACUGUGGUAACAGCAGCAGUGACGAUGAGGUGGUGGUUGGAGAGGACGAGGAGUUGGUGGUUGAUAACAAGUAUUCCAACAAUAGUACAUCUGUUUCUAACCUUAACCCCUUUAUCGAAGACGAUGAUGCACUAAAUGAUGGAGGUUUGAAAAUGGACAAAAAUAGUGAUGUUGGUAUCUUUAGAUGUGAGACAACAGAUGAGGAUCUGUUUGCAGAUAGGCCUAUGCCUGAAUGGGUAGGAUGGGCCGAGUCUUCCAAUCACCCAAUUGCUGCUGACUCAGGGUCAGGAGUGAACCCUUUUCUGGAUUACGAAAAUACCCCUAGUUCAUCGGAGACGGCAUCAGUCAGUAGCCCAAGUGCCAAUGGCACAUCGACGUUGGAUUCAAACCAAAAAAUGCCGUCGUUGUUUGAGGAGGACGUGGAAUUCGUAGGGGUUGAAUUAGAAGGGACAGAGAAGGCGAUGGAUAUGGCUCUUAAGGAGGACAUCGUUGGAGAAGCAGGGCCGUUGAAAAAGAAGGUAAUUGCUGAAAAAGAGAAGGCAGAUGGCAAUGGAGGUGAUUCAAAUGAUUUUAACGACUCCAACUACUGGAGGGUUGAGCAAGAGGUUUCGGUUUCGGUUUCAGAGUGAGUGAGGGUUACAUCUCCUCCUGUUUAGUAAUGUGGACGAACCAAAGCAAGUUGGUUUGGGGGUAAUGCAGCUGCAGACAUGAAUGUACAGUAUGAUUUUGUUUUCAGAGUUGAGGUUGGUUUACCUAUUUAUUAUUAUUAUUAUUUAUUAUUAUUAUUAUUAAUUAUUUUGUAUCAUCUUGAAAAGAUCCUUUUUUUUUUUAAAUUUAUCAUCUGUUAGUAUUUCAUGCCUGUAAUGUGUUGGAUAGUGUAUUAAUUUAAUCACAGUCCGUUAGUAAGUGU